CCUUUGCUCUCUCUUGCUCCUGGACCGACCAUGGCUUCAACUACUGACCCUUGCUCAUUUUCAUCCUUCUCUAAAUGCGUUACCAAGCACCUGAAUCUCAAUUAUCAUGUGGAUUUUGACAGCCAUGUCCUUAAAUCUAAGGUCGCGCUCACUGUGGAGGUUCUCGAGGACAAUUUCACGACUUUGACCCUUGAUACAAAGGACCUGAAGGUGGCGGAAGUAACAGCCAAUGGACAGGCAGCAAAGUUCACCCUAGGUCCCAAGCACAGCUUCAAGGGGACCCCUCUGGAGAUCACACUGCCCUUUGAGCUCUCUAGGGGUCAGCAUGUGAUUGUGGAGGUGACCUAUGAGACGGCUCCUAAUGCUUCUGCGCUGCAAUGGCUCACUCCAGAACAGACAGCAGGGAAGAAACAUCCCUACCUCUUCAGCCAGUGCCAGGCCAACCACUGCAGGAGCCUGAUACCCUGCCAGGACACCCCAUCUGUCAAGCACACCUACUAUGCCCAGGUGUCUGUCCCCAAGGAACUGGUGGCAGUGAUGAGUGCUGUACGAGACGGACAGAAACCCGACCCCCAGGACAACGGCAGGGUCAUCUACCACUUCAGACAGCCAGUACCCAUGCCCUCAUACCUCAUUGCCAUCGUAGUGGGAGCUCUGGAGAGCAGAGCGAUUGGGCCCAGAUCUCAUGUUUGGUCAGAGAAAGAGUUUGUGGACAAGGCCGCAUUCGAGUUCUCAGAGACCGAGGUCAUGCUGACGACAGCUGAGGACCUAGCGGGCCCCUACGUUUGGGGCCAGUACGACAUCCUGGUCUUGCCCCCUUCCUUCCCAUAUGGAGGCAUGGAGAACCCCUGCCUCACCUUUGCCACCCCCACACUGCUGGCCGGAGACAGGUCAUUGUCCAAUGUUAUAGCCCAUGAGAUCUCUCACAGCUGGACCGGCAACCUGGUAACCAACAAGACCUGGGAGCACUUCUGGCUCAACGAGGGUCACACGGUGUACCUGGAGAGAAUGAUCGGCAGGUCUAUGGAGAGUGAAAAGUUCAGACAGUUCAAAGCCUUGGGUGGCUGGAAGGAACUGCAGGAAUCGGUGAAUACGUUUGGGGCCAACAACCCUCUGACUAACCUGGUUCCCGACCUCACCGACGUGGACCCAGACGACUCCUUCUCCUCUGUCCCCUACGAGAAGGGCUUCGCUCUGCUCUACCACCUGGAGGAGCUCAUGGGAGGACCUGAGAUCUUCAUGGGGUUCGUCAAGUCAUACAUCCAGAGGUAUGCUUACAGCAGUGUCACCACAGAGGAGUGGAAGGCCUACCUCUUCACCUACUUCAAGGAGAAGGUAGACAUCCUGAAUAAUGUGGACUGGACUGCCUGGAUGUACACCCCAGGCAUGCCCCCUGUAAAACCACAGUACGACACCACCUUGGCAGAUGCCUGCAUCGCACUGUGCAAGAGGUGGCUGAAGGCCACAGAAGGGGAUCUGGGAUGUUUCAGUGAGGCGGAUGUGAAGACUCUCUCCACUCACCAGCUCAUAGAGUUCCUAUCCCUGCUCUUGCAAGAGGAGCCCCUCCCCCUCAGCCACGUGAAGAGGAUGCAGGAAGUGUACAAUCUUAAUUCGUUACAAAACUCUGAGAUCCGUUUCAGGUGGCUGCGGCUUUGUGUCCGGUCCAAGUGGGAGGAUGCUGUGGUCAUGGCGCUGAAAAUGGCAACAGAACAGGGGAGGAUGAAGUUUACACGGCCACUUUUCAGAGAGGUGUAUAACUUUGAAAAGUAUCGUGAGAAAGCAGUGUGUGUGUUCAAAGCCCGCCGUGCAGCCAUGCACCCCGUCACGGCUAGUCUGGUGGCCAAGGAUCUGAAGGUAGACGACAGCCAAAGCACCGGAUUGUAAAGGGACCCCAGCAGCCCCUCCCCCAACAGCACUCUUCGGCGGGCAUUAUCACUGGGACACAUCACACCACAUAUCCCAAAAUGGAGGAAACUACCGGGAAGCUCCAGUCAAAACCCACUUGUUGUAACUGUCCCUAGUUUGCUCUACAGUUACUCCGAAUUGGCUUGUUUCCAUUUGGUUGUUUUAACUCAGGGUUUGUGCUACAUCAAGGUGUUUGUUUUAGCGCAGAGAAAAGAACAAACUUUUUCGAUAUAUAUUUUUUUUUUAAAGGAACUCCAUUUCAAACAAAUCUCAUCCAUAAUGAGAUAAAAUCUCAUCCAUAAUGUCAAACCAGAAUCUGUGCAUUUUAAUAAAAACAAUCUAAUCCUUA
This is a messenger RNA of Esox lucius (northern pike), 2254 nucleotides long. RefSeq names its product leukotriene A4 hydrolase (gene lta4h). The transcript is spliced from 18 exons. Gene Ontology annotation, molecular function: metallopeptidase activity; aminopeptidase activity; leukotriene-A4 hydrolase activity. The record is from RefSeq and is a predicted model, not a curated record. NCBI's taxonomy places the organism in Eukaryota, Metazoa, Chordata, Actinopteri, Esociformes, Esocidae. Bases 31 to 1884 code for a protein of 617 amino acids. Gene Ontology annotation, cellular component: cytosol; nucleus. Gene Ontology annotation, biological process: peptide catabolic process; leukotriene biosynthetic process; proteolysis.